AUGUACCUGGCACUCGUGCCUAGUGUCGAAAACGAAUGGUUCAAGGCCAAGGCCUUAGAUUCGGUCACCUCAGCCUUGUCGUCACGGAAUAUCCCCCGCCGUGUCGAAGGGUUCUGCAAUGAAGCGAAUAUUUACCUGGUAGGUAUUUUCCUGUUUUCAUUCAAGGAUCAAGGCUUUGAUCCUGGUGAUCAGGCUGCCUCAGGCCGUCAGUCACAAGACAUUCCUGUGAUACUACCGACUACCAGAGGACCUUGGAGAGAUCGGAUUACUCAGGUUCUCUUGGUGACGGCACUCCAUACAUGUGGAGAUAUGGGUACAGAGAUGAUUCCUCUCGACAGGAGUCCUCCUCGAACUGUUCAAUCUCUGAUUCUUCAGAUCCGGAUACCCAGCACGCUUUAUCGUCAGCUGGCCUCCCAAGCCAACCCGGACCCACAAGACACAAACAAGGUAACUUGCGAAGAUCCAUCGGGCAGCGGAUCUUACACAAUCGAUCGCGAUGAUGCAAAGGACUUUAUCGAUCUCGUCUCAUACGAGCCACGCCAUUGCUGCGCUUACAAUCCGGACGGAACUGAAGACCCGGACUACGGCUGGCUACAAGCAGACGGGACGUGCGGUCAUAACAAGGCUUCUGUACGGAUCCAAACAUAUGAGAAGGGCUACUUUUGUAUGACUGGCGAAGAAGCUGCUAAGCACGCAAGAGGCAUGCUCUAUUGCAGUGAUGGGAAUAAGAGAGAAUACUUUUACGGCUAUGGUCGGCCUGAAUCAAGCGCCGGGAAGCAAUGGGUCAGCUAA
Messenger RNA from Rhinocladiella mackenziei CBS 650.93, 792 nucleotides. RefSeq lists its product as uncharacterized. Lineage: Eukaryota; Fungi; Ascomycota; Eurotiomycetes; Chaetothyriales; Herpotrichiellaceae. The transcript has 2 exons. The record is from RefSeq and is a predicted model, not a curated record. The coding region runs from base 1 to 792 and encodes 263 amino acids.